This is a messenger RNA of Lodderomyces orthopsilosis Co 90-125, 684 nucleotides long. RefSeq names its product 5'-deoxynucleotidase. NCBI's taxonomy places the organism in Eukaryota, Fungi, Ascomycota, Pichiomycetes, Serinales, Debaryomycetaceae. Gene Ontology annotation, molecular function: 5'-deoxynucleotidase activity. Gene Ontology annotation, cellular component: cytoplasm. The coding region runs from base 1 to 684 and encodes 227 amino acids. The record is from RefSeq and is a predicted model, not a curated record. The transcript has a single exon.
AUGAACUCCAUCAAGAAUUUGACUGAAAACCAGUGGAAACCAGCAGAUGCAUUACCACAACACAUCAAAGAUUUGCUAAUUCCUAGAUCCCCGGCACAGCCAGUAAACUACAUGCUUGCAUUUUUGCAGAUCGUUUCAUCAUUGAAAUUUCAAAAACGUACUGGUUGGUUGGAUCAUGACGUACCGCCAUUGGACACGGAAAGUAUUGCUGACCAUAUGUACCGAAUGUCCAUCAUUUCAAUGAUUGCACCACCAACCAAUGUAAAUAAAGACAAAUGUGUCAAGAUUGCCAUUGUUCACGACAUAGCUGAAUCACUUGUCGGUGACAUCACUCCAUAUGCUGGAAUAUCCAAAGCAGAAAAACAUCGCAGAGAAGAAGAAACUAUACAUUACCUCCAUGACGUGAUUAAACCGUAUAAUCUGGACUUUGCUAAGGAGUUGGUCGAGUUGUGGUUUGAUUACGAGGAAAUCAGAAAUACCGAGGCAAGAUACGUAAAGGAUAUCGAUAAGUUUGAGAUGAUCAGCACUGCAUAUGAAUACGAAUUGAGGUUCGGUUUGAAGUACAAUUUGGAUCAAUUUUUCAAUGCUAGGUCAGCAGUGAAGACCAAAGAAGUAGGUGACUUGUGUGAUGCUAUUUUGGAAAAACGUGCAAAAUUAGUUGCAGAGUCAAAAGAUAAAGAAUAA